Mugil cephalus (flathead mullet) is the source of this 6943-nucleotide messenger RNA. RefSeq names its product Rho guanine nucleotide exchange factor (GEF) 28a (gene arhgef28a). The transcript has 36 exons. Lineage: Eukaryota; Metazoa; Chordata; Actinopteri; Mugiliformes; Mugilidae. Gene Ontology annotation, molecular function: guanyl-nucleotide exchange factor activity. The record is from RefSeq and is a predicted model, not a curated record. Bases 256 to 5586 code for a protein of 1776 amino acids. Gene Ontology annotation, biological process: regulation of Rho protein signal transduction.
UCCACAGGAGAAGCACAACUCGUACGACACCUGCAAACAAACUCCAACCGACUCUCUCCUGGAGCAGAAAGACGCGCGGAGCUGAACCGAGAGUCCGAGAGGAAUUAAUGGCGCAGUGAAAUGUGUUGCGAGUGGUUACCAGGCACCAAACACACAAAAUCGCUUUCAAAAUAGAAAGUCGACAGACGGAUCGGGCUGCAGACGGGAGCUGAGAGGCAGAGAAACGACAGCAGGUUUUUGGUCGAUGGAGAGAAAAUGGAGGUGAACAGAAGAGAGGCACCUGUAUAUGGACAAGUGGAAGCCCGUGUGAGGUUACCAGCGAGAGCUCCCAAAGCUGCAGAGUUCUACGUUGUCGUACGAGGCUCUAGGCUUUCGCACGUCACUGCAGCGAAAAGAGGCGACGACGGCCUGAGUCUCUGCUUCACAGUUCCAGGCCACGACCUCGCAGAAGCCGCCUCCGUUACGUCGCACUGUUACACAGAGGGCCGGGUCGAGUCGUGUGAGGGCGAAGCCUCUCUUGAAUACCUCAGGGAUGUUGCCCAGGAAGCGGCAGAGUACCUAAAUGCGAACAGGGACCGGCUCGGCCCCCAGAGCCACCUGGAGGUCCUGAAAAGGUUUCCUACGUGGGGGCAGGCGGCCGACGACGAGGAGCUCGGUGCUGGACGGUCGGACUGCGGCGAGCAGGAGGUGCAGCUCGGACGAGGUUCAGGAAGUAAAGCCGGUCUGAGGGAGCUGGAUGAGAAGAUCACACAGGCUCUGGCGAACAUGGAUUACCCUCGGCAGUGGAAGAACGCCAAGGACAGUCAACCCAGAGAAGCUGCCGAGCUUCACCCCAAAGAAACCCUCCUUCACGUCGCGGUGCGUUUAGGGUUGGUCCGCCUCGCUCGUUUCCUAAUCUGCCAGCCCAGAGGUCAGAGGGCGCUGACCUCGCCCAAUCAGGAGGGAGAGACGCCCCUGCAGCUGGCUCAGAAGGAUGCACAGCGCGCCAUGUUCAGGGUGCUGGCAGCUCCUGCAGGUCCUGCCGCCGUCGGCCCCGUUCCCGGUGUGUGGUGCGUCUGGUCCGACAGCUCCUCCAUGCUGAGAUUUUGUCCAGGGACGGACUCUCUGACCCUCACGGUGCAGCAGGUUUCCGGUAGCCUCCCGCGGGACGGCAUUACGGCCCUGCGAGAGAGACUGGAAGACCUCGGCGUUCUCAGUCUGAUCGGCGUGCUCAGAGCUGCCACUGAGGUGGGAAAGAAAGACGACGAUGAAGGCCUCCAGAGAGGUGAAGGUGUCGGCAAGGAGCUCCACGUGGACGAGCAUGCGCUGGUGGACAACGUCUUUGAGGAACAGCUUGUUCUGUCUUUGGAUGAUGACGAAGAAGAGUGUCCGUCCUCGCUAUUUGUAAAUGGGCACCGCAUGCAGUCCGGCGGAGUCCAGGGCCAGUUCACGCAGCCCGCUACGGAUCCUCAGCUCUCCACGAUCAACAGCAGCGACACGACCAUCAAACGGCUGACACAGGUGGUGGAUGACGUUAAGUUUAGCAUCGGCGGAGUGACGAGGGCCAGUACGGGGACGGAUGGCGGCGUGUGGGACACGGUGGACUCGCGGGAUCUGCUUCUAGCCACCGACACCCCUCCACCGUAUUCAGAAGACUUCUACGCCCCCUCUGUGCCCCGCUCUCCCCCGGUCUCACCUGUAGACCAGGCCCUCACCAGGCUGAACCGUCCAACCUCCUCCUCCUCCUCCUCUAACCGGAGAGACAGCCCGCCGAUGGACACCUGCGACCUCAGCCCCAGCCUGGUGGCUCUGGAAGUAGACAGUGAAGAAGAAGAAGAAGAGGAGGAAGAAGAAGAAGAAGAAGAGAGCACUGAGCCAAAGUCUCCACUUUCACCGCUCUCAUCAGAUGUUGAGAAAAGUGACGACAGAAGGGAAACCUUUUGCCCCCCUCCGGUUCUUACUUGCACUCGCAGCCAGUCUGCCUCAGCAUGUGAACCCACCUCAAAGGAACUGGUGGAACAGGGGAUUCGGCUGCGCUCCUAUUCCUACUCUUCCCCCAAAAUCCCUUUUCGUCCCGCUCGUUUCGCCCGAGACAACCACGUGUCAGACAUCAGCCCCGAUGCCGUGCUCCACAGCGUCAGCCACAGCCGAUCUCUCCUUCAGGCCCUCUCUCUGUCUAAAUCUCUGUCUCUGCUCCACCCUGGUAAGCAAAGAGCCUCCAGCAUAUCGGAUCAGUCGCACGAGAAGAGGGAGAUUAGGUUCCGCAAACGCGCCCAGUCUGCCGACGACGAGGGCAGCGUGGAGCUGGCAGAGUCCCUCCAACAUCUCACGCUGUCUGAGUUUCUCAAAGAAAUUGAAGAGGAGGAGUUGGAUAAGUACAGCAUCCCAACCAAGGCAGAGUCCGACAAGUACAGAGUCAUCCGCACCUUCAGCUUCCUCAAGAGCAGGAUGUCCAGUACACGCAACAAGACCAAGGGGAAAGGGAAGGACCGGGAAACCAAGGAUAGGCAGCUGAAUGGGCAUCGCUUUGCCACCGGCUCCUGUUUAGGCCCCACAGUGUGCGUGGUGUGUGACAAACAAGCUUCUGGAAAGGAUCUCCUGCACUGCUCAGGUUGCACUGCUAUUGUCCAUAAGGGCUGCAAGGAUUCUCUCCCCCAGUGUCUAAAGAAACUUCAGGAUAAAUACGGCGUGGUGAAAAACAGAACAGCAUCCCUCCCGCAGAACUUCACAGUGAGAGACAGUCCAUCUCAGGCCACCAUCCCCGUUUCUACCUCUCUACCAGUCAUGACUCAGAAGGAGAAGAAGGACAGCGUGACACAGUGUCUGUCCAGAAGUUUCCCCAGCAGCGACAGUCGGCUCAGCGAGAGCUCGGAAACGGAGUCCGAUGGCCUGAAGCCGACGAGCCAAACGGAAGAGCUCCUCCCGACUCCGGUGUCCUCCACCUCCACUGACUCAUCGUUUGGAGAGGAUUGCGUGGACGCGUACAUCCACGGCGACAUCUCGGCCGACUCCGCGGACUACGAGGCCGAGUCGUGGAGUCUCGCCGUGGAGCACAAGUUCUGCAAGAAGCAGGACAAACGAGCUGUCAAGAGGCAGGAUGUAAUCUAUGAGCUGAUGCAGACCGAGCUUCACCACCUGCAGACUCUGCACAUCAUGGCCGAGGUUUUCCGGCGAGGCAUGAGGGAAGAAGUGCAGCUGGACGCCGAAGCGGUGGAGCGGGUUUUCCCCUGUCUGGACCAGCUGCUGCUCUUCCACCGCGCCUUCUUCCUCGCCAUGAAGGAGCGGCGGCAGAGCUCGUCGCAGCCCCAGGGACACAGGAACUACCUCAUCCAGCGGAUAGGAGACGUCCUGCUCCAGCAGUUUUCAGAAGAGAACGGAGAGAAGAUGAAGCAGGUUUACGGAGAGUUCUGCAGUCGUCACAAUGAAGCCGUCAGCUUUUUUAAAGAGCUCCAGCAGCACAACAAGAGAUUCCAGAGCUUCGUUAAGCAACAAGGUAAUAACUCUUUGGUGCGACGGAGGGAGAUCCCAGAGUGCAUCUUACUGGUGACUCAAAGGAUUACAAAGUACCCAGUGCUGCUGGAGAGGAUCCUCCAGUAUACUCAAGGGGAAACGGAGGAACACGUGGACCUCGCGAGAGCCCUCGCUCAGAUCCGAGAGGCGAUAGCGGCAGUGGACCUGAGGGUCAGCGAGUACGAGCGGCAGCAGAGGCUGCAGGAGGUGUGGAGCCGCAUCGAGAACCGCAGCGCGGCCAAGCUGAAGAACGGGCACACCUUCCGCAAGCAGGACAUGAUGGGUCCGGGACAGAUCCUCAAGCACCAGGGCCUGCUCCUGCUGAAGACCGCCGCGGGCCGACUCAAAGACGUCCUGGCGCUCCUUCUCACAGACACGCUCAUCUUCCUACAAGAAAAAGAUCAGAAGUACACGUUUGCCACUGUGGACCAGAAGCCUCCAGUCAUCGCUCUGCAGAAGCUUAUAGUUCGGGAAGUGGCGAACGAAGAGAGGGGGAUGUUCCUGAUCAGUGCCUCGGCCGCCGGGCCGGAGAUGUACGAGGUUCACACGUCGACCAAAGACGAGCGCAACACCUGGAUGAGGCUCAUCAGGGAGGCCGUGGAAAGCUGUCCGGAGGAGGAGGAGGAGGACACGAGCGAAUCUGAAGAGGAGAAGCGAGCGGCCGAGGCUCGUUUUCAGAAGAUCCAGAAGUUACAAGAGAGUUUGACGGGCCAGGACCAGCAGAUCUGCUCUCGCCUGGAGGAGAAGCUGCAGAUCUACGCGGAGCUCUCCGUCCUGAGCGGGAGGACGGACGCUUCGCUGGUUGAGGCGCGGCUGCUGGUCCAGCCGCACUCGGAGGAGCUGCCCCGGGCGGCUGUGCUGCUGAAUGCAGCCCUGCAAGAGGUUGAGAACCUGAAGGCCAUAUUGUCAUCCAAGGCCUGCUCCCCCUCAGCUCAGAGUCGACACUCUGACUCCGUUUUUCCUGUCAGUCCAGCCGCCCUCGCAGAGUCCUCCCCACCUGAAAACCCUGAGGGCACGGAGGCGCGCUGGGCCGAGGUGUUCACACCCCCUCGCUCCCCUGACGACUUGCAGAACCCCUUUGAGAACGACACCGACCUCCAGGUCGCUCAAAGCGUCCAAACCCUGACGCAGUUACUGUACAGUCUCCAGGCUGCAGUGACCAUCCAGGACAGCUGCUUGGAGAUCCAGAGGCUCCUCCUCCAGGAAGGCGGCCGGCCCUCGCCCCGCGCCCAGCGCCUGCACCUCCCCAGCAUCCGGGCCAACACCUUGCAGGAGCAGGAGAAGCAGCGCAACCUGGAGAAGCGGAAGGAGGAGGUGGCGGCGGCCCAGCGGCUCCAGGACCAGCUCCGGCAGGAGAAGGAGCGGUGGGAGCGCGAGUGCCAGGCCAAGGAGAGCCAGCAGGUGGAGCAGGAGAGCAGGCUGGGGGAGAGGGAGAGGCAGUGCCAGCUGGAGGCGGAGAGGCUGAGGCGCGAGAGGGAAGAGCUGGACGAGCAGCUGGAGGAGUACCAGCUGAGCCUGGAGCGGCUCCGGGAGGGCCAGAGGAGCGUGGAGAAGGAGCGCGAGCGCCUGGAGGGUCAGCAGACGCUGCUCCAGACCUGGAAGCACGGGCGGCAGAGCAGCCUGCCCGCCGCCGUGCCCCACAUGGUCAUCCCGCUAGACGGGCAGCAGGACUCGGGACAGACUCAGUCCAGAGACCACGCGGGCAACGGCUCCGUGUUCGUGAACGAGGCUGCGUUCGCCAGCGCCAGCGUCAACAAUCGGCACGUUCACCACAAAAGGAACGACCCCAGCGCGCACAACUGCCUGAACUCCCUGCUGGCCAAAUCCAACAGCAGACAGCCCCCGAUGGCUGCGACUCCCCACGGCCAACACUCAGACUCCCAGGAGUGGGUCUACAGCCCUGCAGGGAGGCUCGGCCUGCAGCAUGCAACCAGCGGUCACGGCUACAACGGGGAGACCUGGUCGUCAAUAGCGAGCGGAGCCGACCCGUACCUCCCGCGUCCCGUUGACCCUCAGCUGGACCUGAGCGCGCUGGUUUCCCUGGAGACCGACAGUGACGCGGAGGAGGGCAGGGAGGAGACCAUCGUGUAUCUCUGAGUGUCGGUGCGUUUUUGGAAAGCCGACGCAGCUCUCGGUGAAAGACGUUAACGGAGCAGAGAAAGUUUUUUUUUGUUUGUUUUUUUUUGUAAAGUGAGGAAUUACUGGAAACGGAGUUUAAAGAACUCUCUCUCACAUUCAUCAUGCACCUUAGCUCGAGGCACCAUUUGGGUGUUCGGUGUCUCCUCCUUUUCUUUUUACGUGUGGUCAUAUAUUGACUGUCUCGCAUCCUGCACCUCUCUCUCUCUUUAUUUUUCCCUUCCCACACAUCUCCUCCCUCGAGCUCUAUAUUUAUUAAAUUUGCCACUGAGGGAGGCGAAAAAAAAAAAAAUAUACAGUAUAUAUAUAUAUAAGUGAAACAGCAGGCUGCAUUUCUCUGUUGGGCAAUUGUCUUUCCACAGAGCGGGAUGCUCCUCUUUCAUUUACCAGACAGGUGCUGUUUAUUUACAGGACGAGCGCGGGACAUUAGAGCUGAAAGAUGAGGACAGCGCUGAGCUCUUCCCGCAGACGCGCUUUAUUUCUUGUUAUCUGAAGCAUGUUUUCCUUGGUAAAAAGACGUGGUUGGAAAGAGAGAUGUUGCAGUUGCUCUAAUAUGUCAGGGAGCACUUGAGAACUUUCCCUGACGAAUGUAGUCGAAAGACACAGUCGGAAUAAGGAGCCAGCUCGGAUCAUUUCAGGAAGUUAUUAUUUUAAGGGGGUCGGUCCACAACUUUGGCCCCUGAAAUAUCUUAAAUGCCAUUUGAUGGAUUGCGACCCCCCCACACCCCCACCCGAGGAUAAAUCCCAUUUGACAUUUGGGAUUUUGGGUGAAAUGUCCUGACAGCCACCGGAUGGAUCGUCAUGACAUUUGGUACAAACAUUAAUAACCUGCUCGGGGUAAAUUGUAAUAUUGUGGUCCUUCGGCUUUUUAAAACAUUUAAUUUGACUUUUGAUUCAUGAACAAAUACCUGCAAAAGCCUCCUCGCCUCCUGUACAAUCAGUUUAGUGCUAAUGUGCUAAUAUUAGCAUGCUAAGACAGCAAAAUAUGGUAAAUGUAAUACAUGCUACGUGCAUAUCAUUCUGUAAAUAGACCCGCGUGCCAAGGAUUUAAUCGUCCCCUGUUUGUUUUUACAGACACCGUAAAACUGAAUUGGCUGUUGUUAGUUCAUAAUAUAAGAGAAUGAGGCGGUGGCAGUAUUUUGAUGUGAUUUUAGUGCCCUGUACAUAGAGUUAUAAUUUGUGCUUUUAUUUAUUUAUUUGUUACAGAAGAGAUGUGAUGUCUUAUCGUGCCGUGUGAAGGGUUGUAUUGUACAUAGAUGUGUUAACUGAUUGUUAAUGUGCUAUAUAUAACUGCACUGUUAAAGAAUAUGAAACACUA